AUGAAUACUGAUCAACUCAUUUCAGAAGCUCAAGAUCAUUUUAACAAUGGACAACAUGAAGAAGCAGUCGCUAAAUUGACCUCUGCCGCUAGAUCUGAUCCAAACGGUCAACAAGUAACCGUCAUUGAAUCCUUAAUUGAACAAGUAUCCUAUUACGUUGUUCAAAAUGGUGAUCAACAACAAUCUCAAGAUCGUGGGAUGAGCGACGUCCUUUUAAAUACUUUGACUUCAAACGGUAAUGGAUCCACUCAAACUCAGUUAGGAAAAUUAGCCUUGUUAUCCACUAUUAUGUCUUCUUCGAAUAAGCACAAUAACAAUAAUAAUAACAACAAUGGAGGUGGGUUCAACUUAGGAUCAGUUAUGUCUUUGUUCAGCUCGAAUGGUCAUAAUAAUAAUCAACCAAGUUCUAUGUCAAGUUCUGCUUUAGCUUCAUUGGCCGGUCAUUUCUUUAAUCAAGGUCAAAAUAAUGAUAACAAUAAUAAUAAUAAUAGCUAUAGUAAUCAGGGCCAUCAAAACCAAGGUUCGACUACCUUUGGAACUCUAGCUUCUAUGGCACAAUCUUAUAUGUCUUCUGGUAAGCAAAACCAACAUCAACAACAAGGGCAAGGACAGCAUGGUUAUGGUCAAAAUCAAGGUCAAUACAAUAGUAACCAGCAACAAGGUUACAACAACUAUAACAAUCAAAACAAUCAAGGAUAUCAUAACAAUAAUCAAGGAUACAAUCAAGGAUACAAUAACGGUAAUCAAGGCUACAAUCAAAACAAUCAAUGCUAUCAAAAUCAAAAUCAACACCAAAACCAAAACCAAAACCAAAACCAAGAUGGAGCUCUCUCGGGCUUGAUGUCAAUGGCCUCUAGCUAUUUAAUGGGUUCUAGUGACGGUAGUUCUCAUUAUCAAGGUCAAGGUCAAGGCCAAGGUUAUUCUCAGGGUCAACAUUACAAUCAGGAUCAGAACCAGAAUCAACAUCAAAAUUACAAUCAGAACCAGAAUCAAAAUUAUGAUCAAAACUAUAAUCAAAACCAGUACCAAAGUCAAUAUCAGAAUUCAAACCAAGGAACGUAUACCAAUAACGGAAAUCAAAAUGAAACUUUUGAUUUCUCAGGCAAUUUUGCUCCAGGAAACAAUAACAACAGGCCUUAUUAA
Naumovozyma dairenensis CBS 421 is the source of this 1143-nucleotide messenger RNA. RefSeq names its product prion domain-containing protein RNQ1 (gene RNQ1). NCBI's taxonomy places the organism in Eukaryota, Fungi, Ascomycota, Saccharomycetes, Saccharomycetales, Saccharomycetaceae. The coding region runs from base 1 to 1143 and encodes 380 amino acids. The record is from RefSeq and is a predicted model, not a curated record. The transcript has a single exon.